UUUUUUUUUCCUUUGGCAAGAAAUCAGCGGAACACCGAGGUGGCGACUGGACUCACAAAAGUCGGUCUUCGGACAGUUUUCACCUUCGGUAUCGGAGCUGUGUGCUGAUGUUUUGAGAAGUGUAACCUCUGUUAGCUUGACAGUGUUAUUUUAUAGCCAGGUGCGAAGACAAAGGGAUUCGUGGAAUUUUACUUACAGCGACCUGGCUGGCGGAUGGCUGGCUAGCUGUGCUCGCUAAUCCCACCGAUAUCUUUUCUGGGCGCUCUCUCUUCGGACUGUUUAGGAGUUUUUCUCCUGUUGGUUUCCGCUUCGUCUUAUCACACGUUAUCGAAGACCGACGCUGUGUUUCCAUCCAUUUCACCAUCCGGAACAUUAGCGAGUACUGCUUGCUGGCUAGUAAGCUAGCAGACGGUACUUACCUUAGAAACCCCCGCACCCACCCCCACAGUGGUGAUCUCAUUUACCGGUGUCCGUCUCUCCGGCCGUCAUACACCCUUCUCUGGGCCUCGGUCGCUCUCCAUGGUCGUUACAGUGGAGCCGAGGCGAGUGAUAGGACCUCCAUUUCGUGGUGCGCGGAGCGGUCCGGGUGAUUGCUCUGAGUGGGUUGCUAUAUUUCGGAACAUACGAGCAGAUCGGCUAACUUUAGGCUACAGGUAAUUUGGCGAAGAACUGUACUCCGUCAUGGGACUGGCAUGUCACCUUUAGUCACGGGUGCAAUAUUAACGGUAGAGCGAUCGGUAGAGAAAAGCGUCUCGCCUCUCGCGUUUCAGUUUGGCUAACAAGUGCAAGGAGCCGGCUGGACUAAGCUACACUCCGGAGCACCAUGUCGGAGGACCACAAUGUGGACAAAUUCAUUAAGGAGACAUCCAUCCUGGAGGAGUACAACAUCAACUGGACGCAGAAGUUGGGGGCGGGCAUCAGCGGACCAGUAAGGGUGUGUGUAAAGAAGUCCUCACAGGAGCGCCUUGCACUGAAGAUCCUAAUUGACCGACCCAAGGCCCGCAAUGAGGUGAGGCUGCACAUGAUGUGUGCGGUGCAUCCCAACAUCGUCCAGAUCCUGGAGGUGUAUGCCAACAGUGUGCAGUUUCCCCAUGAGUCCAGCCCGAGGGCGAGGUUGUUGAUCGUCAUGGAGAUGAUGGAAGGUGGGGAACUGUUCCAUCGGAUCAGUCAGCACCGGCACUUCACUGAGAAGAUGGCCAGCCAGGUCACCAAACAGAUUAGCCAGUCGCUGGAGCAUUGCCACAGGCUGAACAUCGCACACAGAGACUUGAAACCGGAAAACCUGCUGUUCAAGGACAACUCCCUGGAUGCACCAGUGAAGUUGUGUGAUUUUGGAUUUGCCAAAAUCGACCAAGGUGACUUGAUGACCCCACAGUUCACCCCUUACUAUGUAGCACCUCAGGUACUGGAGGCACAGAGGAGACACCAGAAAGAGAAAUCUGGAAUAAUACCUACCUCACCUACUCCCUACACCUACAACAAGAGCUGUGACCUGUGGUCUCUGGGGGUGAUCAUCUACGUGAUGCUGUGUGGCUAUCCGCCCUUCUACUCCAAGCACCACAGCCGCACCAUACCCAAGGACAUGCGUAAGAAGAUCAUGACCGGGAGCUUCGACUUCCCGGAGGACGAGUGGAGCCAGAUCUCCGAGAUGGCCAAGGACAUCGUCCGCAAGCUGCUGAAGGUGAAGCCAGAGGAGAGGCUGACGAUCGAGGGGGUGCUCGGCCACCCCUGGCUCAACUGCACCGAGGCCCUGGACAACGUGCUGCCCUCCGCACAGAUGAUGAUGGACAAGGCUGUGGUGGCAGGGAUCCAGCAGGCCCAUGCAGAGCAGCUGGCCAACAUGAGGAUCCAGGACCUGAACGUGAGCCUGAAGCCUCUCAACUCCGUCAACAACCCCAUCCUCCGGAAGAGGAAACUGCUGGGCACUAAGCCGGGUGACGGCUUCUUCAUCCACGACCCAGAGAACGGAGGAGACGACGCCAACGUGGCUCUGGAGAAACUGCGUGACGUCAUAGCACAGUGCAUCCUGCCCCAGGCUGGGGAGAACGAGAGUGAGAAGCUGAAUGAGUUGAUGCAUGAUGCCUGGCGCUUCAACAGAGACUGCAAACUGCUGAGAGACGGACUGCAGGCCCUGAGCUGGGACGGAAGGGCUUUCUCUGAUAAGGUGGAUCGGCUGAAGCUGGCUGAAAUCGUGAAGCAGGCCAUCGAGGAGAAAACAAACUUACAGGACUGUCAGUAGCGAACGCUGUGAUCUCAUUUUGUAUGAAUUAUUAUACACGUUCUUAAACGAUUCACUUGUAAAGUUGAAAAGGAUGUAAAUUUGACUGCACGACUUGAUGCAGUUCUCCAUGACCUUGCUUGCAGACUAUUGUACAGCUGUAGAUAAUGUUGAAAGACAACUUGUUGGUACUGUACUUUUUUUUUUAGUUCUUUCUUUUUUUUUCUUUUUUACAACCGUGAAGAACAAAACAAAGCUUAUAUUUUCGUUUCGCCCAACAAAAGCGAAGAAAGUCAAUCACGUUCCCGACAGAAGGGACUUCUGCCUUUGUACAAACUGCUUGCCUGAGUUGCCUGUUCUAGUGUUUUUUAAUUUAAAUUUUAUUUGAAGUAUUUUAAUUAUCUUUCUUUUUAAUAAUGUGAUUCAUUUUAUUUAUUUUAAAACUGAUUCCGUUAUUCUUUUUUACCGCAGUAGCCUCAGUUGGAUAUUCGGUCGUUAAAAGAAAAACAGGCCCCAGUCGUUCUGUUUUCAGCCCAAAUUUCGGUUUCUGAAAAGCUGGCAGUGAUGUUUCCACGGAGUCUGUAUCCGUGGUUACGCUCCCAGCCCCUUCCCCUGUGGGGGGGGGUCCCAUUGGGGGAAUAAGGGGUUUUCUCUAAGGGGGGUAGUCUGUGGGCUCAUUUAGGACCCCAAACCCCCCAUUCUGUAACUGUGAAAAGAGGUGACAGUAACAGGCUGUCCUCACUGCUGAAGUACUGGACUGUGAUGCAGUUUUUAAACCCAUUUUCACUUUUAGUUCAACAGAUAAUAAUCACAAUAUCUGCAAAUGUAGCUUUUCUUUAAAAAAAAAAAAAAAAAAAAAAAAAAAAAAACCAGCAUGGGGAUAAUAUGGUUGCUUGCCGCUCAUGUUUGAGGAUAAUGUGUUUCACGGAGGUGUGUGGUGUGUACCGCGUCGGUCCUGGAGAGCAGAAACACUACAUACGGAGCUCAGCCUGGCCUGUUCCGCACUACAGCAAUUCCCCAGGGUUGCGUCUCCUGCUCGAAGCUCAGCGAUUGGCCUUCAGCCUCAGCCUGUCUGAGCCAAUCAGAGCCCAAUCUGUAGGAUUGAGUGGAAUAAUGCGCACAGCUACUUGCAGUCGUACUUGAUGCGACGGUGACUUUCAGGAACAAAUCUUCGGCCUCUGUUUUUGUUGAGUGCCUCGCCCAUUAAAGCGCCUUUGAGCGGCUUUCCCUUUCCUGCUUCCUGCUUCCUGUUUCCUGCCCCCCUGCCCCUUUUGGUUUGGUGCCUCCAAAUCUGUCUGGCCCAGGACACAUAGCUAAGACAGGUGGUGAAGCGGACACCUGCAGCAGCGGUACAGCCAAUCAGGACUGUUCCCCUGCCCUGGCUGCGCCUCCUUUAGUUUGACCCCCCCACUUCCUACCACUGGUGAUCUUAGCUCAGGGUCGUCAUGGUAACAUGGCGUGAGCGACACAUACAACAAGGAGGAGCUUCUUCUUUGUUUGUUUUUUUUUUCCCCCAAUUAAAUUUUAUUUGUAUCACGCUCUUAGAGACACUGUCACAAAGCCACGUCCUUUUUUCCUCAUUGGGUCAUCUCUUCUCCCCGCCCUUUGCAGCGGAAUGAAAAGAGGAAGUUGGACAAUCGCAUGUGAAGGAUUUUGGCUGGAAUCCGUCACGGUUUCCAUAGCAGCCUGUCACCUUAAACAGGAAGUGCUGAGUCCGCAGUAGCAGUGCUUCCCCACACCCAGCGUUACAGUGGCCUGAACUGAAAUUCGUGGGAACUCAGCCUGUGAACGUUCGCUUCUAGAGGUGAAAAGCUUUGGUGCUUUAUUCAGCCUGGGCAAAGCUUGUUCACAUGUCAGGAGUGCCUGGGGCUUCUGGAUUGAGAUAUUUAACACUAUUUAUUUUUGAAUCCGAAAGCGCACAUCUUUCCUUGUUCAAAGGAGGCCUAAAUGGACGUGCCUGUUGCUCGGUGUUCGGACCAUCGUAUUUGUCGCACACUUAAAAUCCGUGGUCAGAAAAUGCCUUGAUCGUAUACAAAUGCGUUUGUACGGUACUAACGCCUCUCCCGCUAAUUUUAGCUAACACACAGGCUUUAUUUAAUAACGCGGCUUGCUCUGCCCUCCUGGUGCUGGAAUUAUGUUAGGAUUAAAGAAAUGUACCUCCGACAGUAUUUUUGUCCACAUCCAAAUGUCAUAAACAGGCUGAAUAUUUGUAUUAAAGGAAUUCCUUGCA
Molecule: messenger RNA, 4448 nt
Organism: Conger conger (European conger)
Lineage: Eukaryota; Metazoa; Chordata; Actinopteri; Anguilliformes; Congridae
Gene: mapkapk5
Product: MAPK activated protein kinase 5
Exons: 14
Coding region: 824-2239 (471 amino acids)
Biological process (GO): protein autophosphorylation; negative regulation of TOR signaling; Ras protein signal transduction
Cellular component (GO): cytoplasm; nucleus
Molecular function (GO): calcium/calmodulin-dependent protein kinase activity; ATP binding; calmodulin binding
Source: RefSeq, a predicted model, not a curated record